GAACUGAAGCAAGAACUGGGACACCGCCUGCAACUCAAUGACUUGCUCAUCAAGCCGGUACAGCGGAUCAUGAAAUACCAGCUGCUUCUCAAGGAUUUCCUGAAAUACUAUGGCAAAGCAGGCAAGGACACGGGACAGCUGGAGAGAGCUGUGGCAGUGAUGUGCUUCGUUCCCAAACGUUGCAAUGACAUGAUGAAUGUGGGACGUCUUCAGGGCUUUGAGGGAAAACUGACGGCACAAGGGAAGCUGCUGCAGCAGGAUACCUUUUGGGUGACGGAGCAGGCAGGCGGGAUCCUGGCACGGGGCCGGGAGCGGCGCAUCUUUCUCUUUGAGCAGAUUGUCAUCCUAAGCGAGACAAUGGAUCGGCGGCGUGGUCCGUAUGCCCCCGCAACCUAUUCCUUCAAGAGCAGCAUCAAGGUAAGCUGUUUGGGCUUGGAGCCGUGUGUGGACAACGAUCCCUGCAAAUUUGCACUGAUCUCUCGCGGUGCAGAACGGGGCACCGUCCGUUACAUACUGCAGGCAGCAACGCCGGAGAUUGCCCAGGCUUGGGUGGCCGACAUCAACCUCAUCUUGGAGACCCAACGUGACUUCCUCAACGCACUGCAAUCGCCCAUAGAGUACCAGCGCCGAGAGAGUAAGACUCACAGCCUAGGAAGGACAGGAAGCCCGCUCCCGUCCCUGCCUGGUGGAUCUGCCCGGCCCCACUCCUCCGCCUCCGUGGACCAGAAUAAGGGAUCCGGCCUUCAGACCUACAACGCCUCCCUCCCGUCCCUUUACCUUCCUGUUGCGCCCCAAGCUGAGCAUCCCCCCUACCCACUGCCAGCUCUCAGCCAAAGCUCUCCAGGGUCCAGCCCGGUUCACAUACCUUUGGAUGGCGCUGAGUCGCAGCCCCCCAGUGACCCCCAGCAGGAGUCCCUGCACGUGGCCCCAAGCGAUGACGACGAUGCUAGACUUCUGCUUCCCGACCCUGAUUUCCUGGACAUUCAUUUCCCUCAAGGCUGCGCCCGACUUGCCAAGCUCGAUGAAGACGAGCUGUGACUUUGGGAAUGUGGGGACAACCCCUGUCGGGUUCCGGGGAUUUAGACUGCAAGGACUGAACCGGCUCCGCCUUCCUCGGUCCCCCUUCCUCCCUCUGCUGUU
Messenger RNA from Euleptes europaea (tarantolino), 1140 nucleotides. Its product is annotated as rho guanine nucleotide exchange factor 25-like. The annotation marks the transcript as partial. Gene Ontology annotation, cellular component: plasma membrane; cytoplasm. Lineage: Eukaryota; Metazoa; Chordata; Lepidosauria; Squamata; Sphaerodactylidae. The transcript has 8 exons. Gene Ontology annotation, biological process: axon guidance. Gene Ontology annotation, molecular function: guanyl-nucleotide exchange factor activity. The record is from RefSeq and is a predicted model, not a curated record.